Lobosporangium transversale is the source of this 414-nucleotide messenger RNA. RefSeq lists its product as hypothetical. The transcript has 2 exons. NCBI's taxonomy places the organism in Eukaryota, Fungi, Mortierellomycota, Mortierellomycetes, Mortierellales, Mortierellaceae. Bases 1 to 414 code for a protein of 137 amino acids. The record is from RefSeq and is a predicted model, not a curated record.
AUGGAGAUGACUGGGAACGUGCAUGAAAUAAAUCUUCUACAUCCAGAGUACACGAUGGAAAAAACGAGGGAUAGCAACAUUUAUAGUGCCUCUUGGUCAGGCAAAAGAACAGGAAACAUCAAUAAUGAUAUACGUACAUUAAACAAAGCUGAACUGAGGAAAAAAGGAUUGGUUGUACAUGUAGACAAACAAGAAGUACAUGCAAGAGUUGGGAAUGGCGGGGAAAAAAGUUCUGCUGGAGUAAAUAGGAUGUGUACAAAUGUGGCAGUCAAGCCAAUGUUUAUAUCCUAUGACUUAAACAAGUCCACCCUAUUGUUUACAUCCAACAUUUCCCAGGGGCAAGAUAUCCACAAAGAACCCCUUACUCGAAAGAAACUUGCGACUUUGUUUUACUUCUCUGAUCAUGUUCUGUGA